AUGGCGGCAACAUCCGCCGCCGACGCCUCGGCGGCGGCGGCGGCGGAGCCCUCCGACGAGCUGGCCGUCAAGGCGAUCCACAAGCGGUUCGAGUGCCUGGUCACUGCGCGGAACAAGGCGGAUAGGGGCAAGGGCGCCUGGUACUGGGCCCACCUCGAGCCCAUCCUCAUCCACGACUCCGCCACCGGCCUUCCCCGCGCCCUCAAGCUCCGGUGCUCCCUCUGCGGUGCCUUUUUCUCCGCCUCAAACCCUUCCCGGACCGCCUCCGAGCACCUCAAGCGCGGCACCUGCCCCAAUUUCGCCGCCGCCCCCCUUCCCAUUUCCUCCGCCGUGCCGCAGGCGCCCGGCGCCUCCCUUCCCUCCUCCCCGCCGCCGCACAACCACCGCAAUAGCAGCAGCUCCGCCGUCCGACGCUGCGGCACCACCCCCAAUCCUCCCUUCUCCGUCGAUUUAGCCUACCCAUCCACCAUCUCCGUCACCAGCGCCAUCUCCCCCACCGGCGGCGGCGGCAGCGACCCAUACUCCCAGCACCACCAGCACCAGCAACAACUCGUCCUCUCCGGCGGAAAGGAUGACCUGAGUGCCCUGGCAUUACUAGAAGACAGCGUCAAGAGGCUGAAAAGCCCGAAACCAUCUCUCGGGCCCACACUCAAAAAAGACCAAAUCGACUCGGCCCUUGACUGCCUCGCCGAUUGGGCCUAUGAAUCCUUCGGGCCCGCCUCCCUCUCGAGCCUCGACCAUCCCAAAUUCAAAUCUUUCCUCCAACACGUCGGCCUACCCACACUUUCAAGAAGAGACCUACUCGGGUCGAGAUUAGACGCUAAAUACGAGGAAGCUAAAGCAAAAUCCGAGGCCAAGAUUCGAGACGCCUUGUUCUUUCAGCUAGCCGCCGACUGGAAGCCCGAAAACGAUGAUAACUCUUUCGUGCAUCUGUCCAUUAAUCUUCCCAACGGAACCAACGUCUUCCGAAAGGCGAUUUUCACUAGCUGUUAUGUUCCGUCCUCAUUCGCAGAAGAAAUCUUACGGGACACAAUAACCGAGAUUUGUGGCAAUGCAGUGCAUCAAUGUGUUGGGAUUGUUUCAGACAAGUUUAAAGCCAAGGCCUUGAGGAAUUUAGAGAGUCAGCAUUAUUGGAUGGUCAAUAUCUGCUGUCAGCUUCAAGGCUUCACUAGCCUGAUCGAGGAUUUCUUCAAGGAGCUUCCUUUAUUCAACAACGUGUCCGAAAAUUGCUUCAAGCUAGCAACUUUCAUCAACGACAAGUCCCGAAUAAUUCGUCAUACUUUUCACAGGUACCAGCUGCAGGAAUACGGUCACGCGGGCCCGCUGAAAGUCCCGGUGACCAUAAGAUCCGAUUUCGGGCCCGUUUACACAUUUUUGUCGGAUAUACUCAGCUCUGCUCGGGCCCUUCAGCUCUUGAUUUCAGACGAGGCGUACAAGAUAGCAUCCAUAGACGAGCCAGAAAUCGAGGAAAUGAUGCAAAACCCGAAUUUUUGGAACGAAUUAGAAAGCGUUCACUCUCUGGUUAACAUAAUCAAGAAAAUGGCACAAGAGAUUGAAACCGAGAAGCCGCGAGUCGGCCAAUGCCUCCCAUUGUGGGAGGACUUAAGAGCAAAAAUCAAGGACUGGUGUUGUAAAUUCCACGUGGCAGAAGGGCCAGUGGAGAAAAUAAUCGACGGGAGGUUUAAAAAAAACUACCACCCAUCGUGGGCCGCGGCAUUCGUGCUCGACCCAAUUUAUUUAAUAAAGGACGCCAGCGGAAAAUACUUGCCGCCGUUCAAAUUCUUGACUGGCGAGCAAGAUAAGGACGUGGACAGGCUCGUAACUCGACUAGUCUCGAGUGAAGAGGCUCACGUUGUGUUGAUGGAGCUUAUGAAGUGGAGGACUGAAGGGCUCGACCCAGUUUACGCGCAGGCUGUGCAGUUGAAGCAGAGGGACCCGCAAACGGGGAAAAUGAGGAUCGUUAAUCCGCAGAGCAGUAGGCUCGUGUGGGAGACUUAUUUGAGUGAGUUUAAGUUGUUGGGGAAAGUGGCGGUUAGGCUGAUUUUCCUUCGGGCGAGUUUGAGUGGUUUUGAGUGCGCGGGUUCUUUGAUGAAAUGGGGCGGUGCUUUGAAAACGAGUGUGGGGAUGGAGAAGGUGCAGAAGAUGAUAUUUGUUUCGGCUCAUUCGAAGGGGGGAAAAGGGGAGUAUUUGAGAGAUGAUGGAGAAAAGGAUGCAGAGGUUUUUGGAAUGGAGAAGAGUGAGGAUGAUGUGCUGAAUGAGGUUUUUAUUGAUUUAUCCUCUGUGUAA
Molecule: messenger RNA, 2286 nt
Organism: Striga asiatica
Lineage: Eukaryota; Viridiplantae; Streptophyta; Magnoliopsida; Lamiales; Orobanchaceae
Source: the annotation of a GenBank genome assembly